AUUACGAAUUUCAAAUUGCCCUCUCUUGUGCUUCCGUUUCUCAUUUGGGCUUUCGCUCUCUCCCUCCUGCUCGUCGCCGAAAUCGCCAUGGCUCCCGCCUCCCGCCCGCCGACGGCGACGCCGCUGGCCGCAUCCUCAUCCCGGAUAGACUCGCCAUCGCUGAAGGCAGCCCUCGCAAUGGCUCUCAUCCACUACAAACGCCUCCCCUCCACAACCGCCGCCGCCGCCGCCGCCGCAGGCACCUCCUCCCCGCCUCUUAUCCACUGGAAGCGCAAGGCUAAGGAGCGGAAGCGCGAGAUUCUCCGCCUCCGCGAAGAGCUCAAGCUCCUCCAAGAUGGGGUGCGCGGGGAGGCGAUGGAGCCGCCACUUGCGUCAUGCCGCUGCCACUUCUUCGACGGGUGCAGCGACCUGCAGCCGCCGCCUCCAACGGGUGGAGGAGAGCAUUGGGUCGACGAGGUGCUGCGGAGGAGGUUCCUCAGAUUGGCGCGGUGGAAGGAGAAGCGACGGAGACUGGAUCGAUCUCUUCCCGUCACUAGUUUGAUGGAGUUCAAUAGCGAGGAUGAGAUACAACAGCUUAGCUUGUCAACUGAUUUCCUGGUAGAGCUAUCAGAUGGGAUUUUUGCGAAAAAAGAAUCUUGCUCCACAUUUGCUACAUUCUCUCACCAAGCAGUAGACUUCAUUUUGUCUUUACUGAAGAACAUUCUAUCGUCGAAAAGGGAAAAUGAACUGGUUGAGGAGAUAAUUGAUGGUUUAGUGACACGUUUGAUGAAAAGGAUGUGCACCAUUCCUGAAAAUGCUGGUACUUCGGAUUCAGGGCCAGUUGACUGCUCAGAUGCCCAAUUCAAUGUGCAGCACUUGUUCCGCAAGUUAGGAAAUGAAGAGUUCAUUGGUCAGCGGAUAAUCCUUGCAGUUUCUCAAAAGAUCUCAAAUGUAUCAGAAAGCUUGCUUCUCUUAGAUCCAUUUGAUGAUUCCUUCCCUGAUAUGCAUGGCAAUAUGUUCAUUAUGAUUCAAUUAAUCGAGUUCCUCAUAUCUGAUUACAUGAAAAUUUGGCUAUGUUGCGAGCAAUUUGACAAAAAAAUAUUUGAAGAAUGGGUCAGAUCUAUUCUGAAGGCACGCAAAGACCUGGAAGUCCUAGAAAACAUAAAUGGGCUGUAUGUAGUGUACAUUGAGCGAGUGGUCGGAAGGUUGGCGAGGGAGGUGGCUCCUGCUGCUCACCAGGGGAAGCUGGACCUGGAUGUCUUUUCCAAACUCCUGUGCUGAUAACUUCCAGCCUCAGACCUGAAAAUGAUGCUUACCUACAGAAAGAUUGUCCAGAAAGCUGGCGUUCUGUAACUUCUGUUCGCCACUGAACAGCCAGAACCAAGACAUAACCAAAGAAUGCUUAAUUAUUUCAUCUUGUGAAUGUGUAGUUACUGCAAACCAGUUUGCUAUAAC
Messenger RNA from Triticum urartu, 1434 nucleotides. RefSeq names its product multipolar spindle 1 (gene MPS1). NCBI's taxonomy places the organism in Eukaryota, Viridiplantae, Streptophyta, Magnoliopsida, Poales, Poaceae. Gene Ontology annotation, biological process: male meiotic nuclear division; meiotic spindle organization; meiotic DNA double-strand break formation. The record is from RefSeq and is a predicted model, not a curated record.